Molecule: messenger RNA, 1617 nt
Organism: Camarhynchus parvulus
Lineage: Eukaryota; Metazoa; Chordata; Aves; Passeriformes; Thraupidae
Gene: TC2N
Product: tandem C2 domains, nuclear
Exons: 12
Coding region: 151-1617 (488 amino acids)
Cellular component (GO): nucleus
Source: RefSeq, a predicted model, not a curated record
UUUGGAGGCAAGCUUGCCCCGGCGAGUAGCUCAGGUGGGGCGGGAGAGUCCCGAGCCGCCGGGGAAACUCCCCCUGGGCGAUAGCGAUCGGUCUGAUAGCUGCACUGGAUUGCUGAUUGAGGUCCCCUCUAAAUUAUAACACUGAAAACAAUGGCAACAGAAUGUAUAAAAACCUGCUGUAAAUUGUGUUUCUGCGUGGACAAGGAAAAAAAUGAUCUUUCCAUGGUGCAGGAAUCUGAAGCAGUAGCUGCAAGCAAGCCAACUAUUGUAGAGCAGCCUCCAUUGUCUUCUGUGUCAGUGAAGCGUCAAGUUGGCUGUUCCGAGGAUUAUUUGCUUUCUAAACUGCCCCUGGAUGGCCAGGAGGUGCCAUUUGUGGUCCCUCCGUUCAGAAUGGCUUAUGUACAGCCAAAGAACCUUCCUGGUAUCUCGCGUGCUGGAGGGAUUAAAGAGUCAGCCAGAGCCUCGUUUGGCGAGCGGAAGGCAGAGCUGCACGGCGUGUACCAGUGGCCCGGCUGUGACAUCUACAACCCCUUCUAUCUGGAGCAUCGUGUCUCACCUGAUCUCAUCAGGCGCUGCCAAGCAAAAGCAGAUAGCAGGAAAUUGUAUGGAUCAGUUAGUGAUUUAAGAGCCAGUGCUUUGGCUGGACCCCUCGAUGUGAGCCGUUCGAUGUUUGAUCUGAGGAGCCCCCCUCACCGGUUCAUCAAGAGAUAUGAUUCAGUCUCCAGUGUACCUAGCAGUUCUUCUUCCAGGAAGGAUUCGCAAGGCAGUAACAGGAGUCUGGAUACCAUUACAUUAUCAGGUGAUGAACAAGACUUUGGAAGACUGAAUGUGAAGUUGUGUUAUGUUUCUUCUGUAGAACAGAUUUGGAUCACAGUUUUACAUUGCAAAGACCUGAGCUGGCCUUCUAGCUGUGGGGAAAAUCCUCGUAUCUGUGUCAAGGGAAUUCUCACACUGCCCAAGCCAGUGCAUUUCAAAUCUUCUGUCAAAGAGGGCUGCAAUGACAUUGAAUUUAUGGAAACUUUUGUUUUUGCCAUUAAACUGCAAAGCCUGCAGGCUGUCAGACUGGUAUUUAAAAUCCAGACACAGACUCCCAGGAAAAAAACGAUUGGAGAAUGUUCCUUGGCACUGCGGGAGCUGAGCUCACAGGAGUCCAAUCAUUGGCUGGAUAUAUCUCCUCCUUCCAAAGCACCUGUGUGCCAUGCAGAACUUCAAAUAGGAACUUGUUUUCAAGCAAUAAACAGGAGGAUACAGUUACAGAUUCUUGAAGCACAAAACCUUCCUGUUUCAUCUACGCCACUGUCUUCAAAUUUCUUUGUGAAAGUUGGAAUGUUUAGUACAGAAGGGAUCAUCUAUAAGAAGAAGACUCGCCUUCUGAAGUCCACUAAUGGCCAAGUGAAGUGGGGAGAAACAAUGGUUUUUCCAGUUAGCCAAGCAGAACAAGGAAUUAGCUUUCUCAUCAAGCUCUACAGCAGAAGUUCAGUGAGAAGAAAACACUUCCUAGGACAGAUCUGGUUAAGUUCUGAUAGCAGCAACAGUGAAGCAGUAGAGCAGUGGAAAGAUACCAUUGGAAAUCCUGAAAAAGUUGUUGUUAAAUGGUACAGCAUUGGCCCAUCUUGA